This is a messenger RNA of Protomyces lactucae-debilis, 2120 nucleotides long. RefSeq names its product P-loop containing nucleoside triphosphate hydrolase protein. The record is from RefSeq and is a predicted model, not a curated record. Gene Ontology annotation, molecular function: nucleic acid binding; ATP binding; RNA helicase activity. Bases 102 to 2120 code for a protein of 672 amino acids. Gene Ontology annotation, cellular component: nucleolus. The transcript is spliced from 2 exons. Lineage: Eukaryota; Fungi; Ascomycota; Taphrinomycetes; Taphrinales; Protomycetaceae.
GAUGUGGCUGGGAUGUGGCGCCGAGUUGCGACAAAAAACAAAAUAGAAAACUUGACUAGUACAGACUAUACUGACUGUAGCAAUACUCGGAGUGCAGGGUCAUGUCGAGGGAAUGGGACAAGCUAGAGGUGCCCUUGACCCCAUGGAUACGCGAGGCAGUCGCAACCAUGGGCUUCCAACAAAUGACGCCCGUUCAGUCCAGCACAAUCCCGCUCUUUAUGAAACACAAGGAUGUCGUUGUCGAGGCAGUCACAGGCUCCGGCAAGACGCUUGCAUUUCUACUGCCCUUGAUUGAAAGGCUUAUUCAACGGGAUGAACCCUUCUCGCGGCAUCAUAUUGGCGCCCUUGUCAUCUGCCCAACAAGAGAGCUGGCCAUUCAGAUACAAACUGUAUUCACCAGUAUUCUAGCCUUGUCUGUGCCCGAAAGAGACGAGCCAGAACUUCUAAUGGAUGAGCAUGGACAAGUGGAUGAGGAUACAGUACAAGAGCCAGAGCCAGAACCGGUGCUCAUCUCGCAGUUACUCAUUGGAGGCCGAACCUCUGUCCAACAGGAUCUAGUCGCCUUUAAUGCAUCCAGUCCGCAUGUACUGAUUGGUACGCCAGGCCGGAUCAACGACUUUUUCAAUACUUCACGCGUGGUCAAGACAAAAGAGCUUGAAGUGCUCAUCAUGGAUGAAGCAGAUAGGCUGCUUGAUAUGGGUUUCCACGAUACUCUAGCCAGUAUCAUCAACAAGCUCCCCAAACAAAGGCGAACAGGCUUAUUCUCUGCCACCAUGACAGAUGCCGUCUCACAACUCGUUCGCACCGGUCUUCGCAACCCCGUCAAGAUCAUCGUUAAAGUCAAGGCGCAUCUCGGCGAUGACAAGCGAACACCAACGAGUCUGCAGAUGGGCUACAUGGUGCUCCAUCCAGCUGAAAAGAUUGCCCAAUUGAUACGUGUGCUGCAUUAUUCAUUGGCUGUGGAUAACUUGACAAAGAGUAUUGUAUACUUGCCGACCUGUGCAGCAGUGGACUAUUUUACACCGUUACUCUCACAGCUAUCGCAGCUCAAGGCAUUCACGCUGAUUCCCCUACACGGCAAGCAAGCACCUUCCAUUCGACAAAAACACUUUAAACGCUUCAUCUCGCUGGGUUCAGGAACGCCGAGUGUCCUCCUCACCACAGAUCUCGCUGCGCGCGGGUUAGACAUUCCAGACGUCGAUCUCGUCAUACAACUGGAUCCACCACAAGAUCCAAGUGCCUUUUCCCAUCGUUGUGGUCGUGCAGGACGUGCGGGUCGUCCGGGUAAAGCAGUUUUAUUUUUGAAUUGGGGUCGUGAGGAGGAGUAUGUUGAGUUCCUACAAGUCCGGAAGACACCCGUGUUGCCGUUACCUCGACUUACUCCAGACAAUCAAGUGGAUGCGAGUAUGUCUGAUACAGUCGAUGAGGGCUGUAAGACACUCAAUGAGCGAUUGAAGCAGAUUGUGAGGAAAGAUCGGGAUUUGUAUGAACGUGGUAUCAAGGCCUUUGUGUCUUAUAUCCGUUUCUACACAAAACAUCAAGCUGCAUAUAUCUUCAGGCUCGCAGAUCUUGAUUUGGCUGGGUGUGCGGCAAGUUAUGGUUUACUGCGAUUGCCGAGCAUGCCGGAACUCAAGGCACAGGAUGUGGUGUAUGAAGGUGAGCGUGUGGAUAUGCGGACAUUUGCCUAUGCCGAUAAGAUCAGAGAAACUGCACGUCUUGAGGCACUCACAAAAGCGGAUGCGGAACACGCUAGGAAGGUGGAAGCAGGGGAAGUAGCUGUCAAGCGGAAACCGAAAGUGGAAGCACCGGCGUGGUCAAACAAAAUGGAUGCGGUGGCACGAAAAGAAGCAAGGCGUGAUAAGAAGAAGCGGAAGAGAGAUGCUGAGUCUGCUACGAAUGCUGCAGCGUUGCCUGUUGCUGCUAAGACUGUGGACAGCUCUGACAGUGAGGCUGAGGCUGACUGGAAGGAGUUGAGACGGGAGAAGAAGAUGCGGAAUGCAGCGAAGCGGAUAGAGAGGGAGACAGACGAGCAGCAGGGAGAAGGAGAAGACGAAGGAGAGAGCGGCAGUGAAGGAGGCCGGGACAUGGUUGUGAGUGGAGGCAUGUUCGCCGACCUGUAG